GCAACGCCAUAAUUCACUAAUACGUCAUAAAUCGUUGAAAGUACCCGCGUUAUAACGACCAAGAGAAAUAUAACAAAUCAAGCGGCCCUUAAUACGCAACUGUUAAGGCUGCAACUCUCUAAAACAACCUAAAUGAGCUCGUACUUUGUAAACUCGUUCUCGGGGCGAUACCCAAAUGGCCCCGACUAUCAACUCCUAAAUUAUGGAACCAGCGGCGGCGGCGGCGCGAUGAACGGCGGGACGUACAGGGACUCUACCCCGGCCACGAUGCACCAUGCGACGGGCGGCUCUUACGGCUACGGCUACAAUGGCAUGGAUCUGACGGUGGGCUCCAGCCGGGGAGGAGGUGGAGGCGGCGGCGGAGGAGGAGGGGUGAGCGCCGGUAACGCCAGCGGGAGCGGCGGCGGCGGCGGUGGCAGCGGAGCCGGGGCGCACUUUGGCGGAGCGGGCGCUGUUGGAUUCGGAUCCCCGGAAAGAGGCUACAGACAGGCGGCCAGCUCGUGCUCCCUGGCGGAUACUUCACUUCUCUCCCCGGGAAACGGCAGCAGCGGAGCGGGAGGAGGAGGAGGAGGAGGUGGGGACGCCAGCAAGAGUUCUCCGUCCAAGCAGGAGGGCAGCGGCAGUGGCGGUCUCGUCUCGGCUAACCUGUCCUCUGGGGCCGGGAGCGUCGGAGGAGGCAAGUCGCAGCGCUUCACCGAGCUGGAUGACGGCUCCCCGGACGUGGAGGAGCUACACGCGGGCCACACUUCCAGCAGGAGCGGGCACAAGCAUGACGCGGGGCCGGCGGGGUCAGCACCGGCGGCGGGCAGCGAGGCGCACUCUCCCCAGAUAUUCCCAUGGAUGAGAAAACUGCACAUAAGCCAUGAUAUGACGGGACCGGACGGCAAGCGGGCGCGCACGGCCUACACGCGCUACCAGACCUUGGAGCUGGAGAAGGAGUUCCACUUCAACCGGUACCUGACGCGGAGACGGCGCAUCGAGAUCGCGCACGCCCUCUGCCUCACGGAGCGCCAAAUCAAGAUCUGGUUCCAAAACCGGCGGAUGAAGUGGAAGAAGGACAACAAACUGAAAAGCAUGAGUCUGGCCACCGGAGCUAGCGCAUUCCAACCUUAAAAAAAACAAACCCGAAAAAACACACAAAAAAAUGAAAACACACAAAAUAUAGGACCAGCCCUCAGCAAAGUAUCCGUCCAUUUCAUUUGGAGAGAGAAUUCUGGGCAGACUGAACAAAUAUAGGGAGAUUAAAGGGGAAACUUGAAGACACAUUCACAAAAAUAUAAUGAAGAAUAUGAACUUUUUGCGCGCGGAGAUUCCAAAAUGUUCCUUCGUGGACUGUAUACAGCAGCACUUUCAAUGUCUGGCAUGUGUGUUGUCGUAUUUUAACUGUGGUACAAAAACGUAAAGUGUUGUCGUCUUUUCUUGUCGUUAUAGUUGUUUAAAAAUACUACCUAUAACUUUCUACCUACCUACUUGUUGUUUAUGUAUGAUGUUUCGCAUUUGACAGCGCUUUUUCCGCAUGUGAGCUCUUAUUAUGAAAUUGUUAUAAGUUAUUUAGCGCCAAUAUUGUGCGUAUAUGUUAUUCCCGUGUCCUUUUUGUCGUUGUUUUCUCUAUUGAUGUCAUUCAAAACUGCUGCUUUUUUGAAGUGAAGUCAGCGUAAGAGUUCCACGUCCUCCAAGCCCCAACCGUGUACAUAUAGCAUCAAGUGCAAUUGCUAUAUUAAUGGUAUUGUAAGUAUUGAAUUUGCAAAACGUUGUAAAUAGUAUGCUGUACGGUCGUUUCUAUUGUGGCUACUCGGAGUUGUGAUUGGCAGCGGUUACGUGUGCGUGUGGCUUUUUAGAUACCCAUCUGUUUACGCGGACUGAUAUUACGCGCAGGUCAUUACAUCUAGGGUUAGCCAUGUUGUGGUCAGCGCAAAUCUCCAGGAAAUGAAUGGAAGUCAGUGUCCCUCGAUGACAAACGUGUACGUGUGGUGUACAGAAGUGUGUGUGUGUGUGUGUGUGUGUCUGUGUGUGAGUGUGUGUACGUGUGCGUGUGGCUGUGCGUCAAAACAAAAUGGCUACCGAGCUCAAAGGUCUGUAAGCUCUCUGCCAAUAAGCUUUUUGUAUUUGUUUGUAUCUUGGAGUAUAAUAAAACUGUGCGA
Messenger RNA from Boleophthalmus pectinirostris (great blue-spotted mudskipper), 2141 nucleotides. RefSeq names its product homeobox B5a (gene hoxb5a). Gene Ontology annotation, cellular component: nucleus. The transcript is spliced from 2 exons. The record is from RefSeq and is a predicted model, not a curated record. Gene Ontology annotation, biological process: anterior/posterior pattern specification; regulation of transcription by RNA polymerase II. Gene Ontology annotation, molecular function: RNA polymerase II cis-regulatory region sequence-specific DNA binding; DNA-binding transcription factor activity, RNA polymerase II-specific. Lineage: Eukaryota; Metazoa; Chordata; Actinopteri; Gobiiformes; Gobiidae. The coding region runs from base 133 to 1113 and encodes 326 amino acids.